Elaeis guineensis (African oil palm) is the source of this 1972-nucleotide messenger RNA. Its product is annotated as zinc finger protein CONSTANS-LIKE 14. The record is from RefSeq and is a predicted model, not a curated record. NCBI's taxonomy places the organism in Eukaryota, Viridiplantae, Streptophyta, Magnoliopsida, Arecales, Arecaceae. Gene Ontology annotation, molecular function: zinc ion binding; protein binding.
AGGAGAGAGAGAGAGAGAGAGAGAGAGAGAGAGCUUCUCUCCGAAAUCUGGGGUUAGGAUUUGUGGGUUCGGAUUUCCAAGAUUUCGAGGAUUUGGCCGGAAAUGGAUGACGGCGGCGGCGGCGCUCCGCGGCGGGAGCAGUCUGCCCUCUGCGACCACUGCGGUGAGGCGGCGGCCGUGCUCUACUGCCGCGCUGACACGGCGAAGCUCUGCCUCCCCUGCGACGCCCUCGUCCACACUGCCAACGAUCUCGCCCGCCGGCACGGCCGCUCCCCGCUCUGCGACAACUGCGCCGCCGCUGCCGGCACCGCCCUCUGCGCCGUCGACGGCCUCUCCCUCUGCCCACACUGCGACUGGGACGCCCACUACGCCACCGCAGCCCGCUCCUCCCCUUCCCCCCACUCCCGGACACCCAUCGAGGCCUUCUCCGGCUGCCCCUCCGCCCUCGAGCUCGCCGCCGCCUGGGGCUUCGAUCUCUCCGCCAGAAAAAUCCCACCUUUUACGCCUCCGGACCAGGAGCUCUCCCCAUCUAAUAAGAACUGGGAGGCCCUUGAUUCGAUUCCGGCCGUCGAUCCGGUGCUCGGGAAUCUCCAAGUCCCCUGUACCAAGCGUCAGAAGAGCGGAAGGGGGAGGCAGGAACUACUGAGGCAGCUGGUGGAAUUGGCUGGAAGGGAGCCGGUCGCUGCUCCGGUGGCGGGCGAGCUGAGCCCGAGAACGCCAAGCAAUAACAACGGCGGUCGGGACGAGGAGGAGGGCCAGGCGGUGGAGCAGACGGGGUUCACUUCGUUGCUUAAUUUGGGGCUGGCGGCAUGCUCUGGUCUCAAAGGAAAUGAUAGGCUUCUGGGGGAUGAGGACUUGACAUGGGAUUGUGGCCCUUCUGAACAUUGUACUCAGAUAUGGGAUUUUAAUUUAGGAAGAUCAAGAAAUCUUGAUGAAUGUUCUCCGCAUGAAGUUGGAUAUAGUGCAAACUCUGCUGGUUUUAGUAUUAAUAGUUACAGUGAUUUUCUUAAAGACAGUUCCUUCGCAACUACGAAGGUGAUGGAUGAUAUAUAUGACAUGAAUUGCCCUUCAGCAAUUGAGAAUAUCUUAUCUAUUCACAGUUGCCAAAUAUCAUCUCAUAAUCUGCACACAGUACCAAGGACUAGUAAAUGGUCGAAUAGUGCGACAGAUUCAGCAAGCCAAGGGCCAAAACCCUCUGGAACUAAGACCUUCACUGUGGUUAGGCCUAUUGGUUCCUUACAUGAUCCUGGACCUGUUGGCAAAAGCAAGGAAAUUUCCUUUGAAGAACAAUCCUACCACAUCAGCAAUGGAGCAGCCAAAGAGACCAAGAAAGCUGACAGUCAAUUAUUGGCUCACAACAGGGGCAAAGCCAUGUUGCGAUACAAAGAGAAAAGGAAGACUCGCAGAUUUGAGAAGCACAUCCGUUAUGAGUCCAGGAAAGCAAGGGCUGAUUCAAGGAAGCGAGUGAAGGGUCGUUUCGUUAAAUCAACUGAAGGUGAAGGUUAAUGGUAGUUGAAAAGGCUUUAUAAUCAAGCCUGCAUUGGCUGUAUAUAUUUUUCUUACUCUUGCUGCUGGUGCUGCUAUUAUUGCUGUAAUUUUAAUCUAUGUCAUGAAGGUUAGAGUCCAGCAAUUUCACCGUUUCUUGAAUAGCGUCUCCAACGAGCAAAUGUAGAUCCCUAUCGUUUCUGGGAAAAUGUUGUUGCUUCAGUUCGGGUUUUGAUUCCUAUUCAUGUACAUUGGCAAUGACUCGACUAUUGCAGGAUGUGUAACUGAGAAAACUUUAUCAGAUUUUUGUAGCAUUAUCUUUGGCCAAGUGUUAGGCUCGUCCAGGUCAGCUGAUUGAUUUGAAUCAGAUGGCUCUCUGCUUUGCGGUCAGCCAAACUCCAAGAGUUAAUGGCAGUUUCUCUAAUAUCUUGGGAGCUUUCGCCUGUUCAAGUAGAUUGUGUUGCAAACCAUCAAAGGCUUCUAUGAC